AUGGAAUCCACCGUUCUGCAACUCCCCCAAAGAGGAUGCAAAGCACACGAGGACGCGGGCGGGACUUUUUCUUCCCGGGCGACCAGCUGCGGAGUGGAUCGCAAUCCAAUCAGAGAACUAGCUUUCCUCUUGCUUCAGCUUCCGGUUAUGAACGGAAUCCUCAGUGAAGGGCAAAAGACACUGAGGGUGGAUAUUAAUAGAAGUGCUAACGCCGCUUGUACCUGCCUGGCCUGGGCACCGCCGGGCGCCGGAGGGGGCCGACCGCCUCCCAGCAAGGAAGGUCCUCAAAGGAAGAAGAGGAAAUCUGAAGUUGUAGAAGCAGGUGAACAGUUAGAUCUUUUGGCUAUUGGUACUGCUGUUGGCAGCAUUUUAUUAUACAGCACAGUGAAAGGAGAAUUACAGAAUAAACUAAAUGGGCAUGAUAAUAAAAUAAACUGCGUACGGUGGCAUCAGGACAAUGGUUGUUUAUAUAGCUGUUCAGAUGAUAAACAUAUUGUGGAAUGGAACAUACAGACUUGUAAAGUGAAAUGCAAAUGGAAAGGAGAUAACAGCAGUGUGAGCUCACUGUGCAUCAGUCCUGAUGGAAAAGUAUUACUUUCAGCAGGUCGAACUAUCAAACUGUGGGACUUGGAGACCAAAGAAGUCUAUAGACAUUUCACAGGACAUGCUACAGCAGUGUCAAUGCUUAUGUUCAUCACAGUUCGGCCUCCAGUUGAAAAUCAACCCUUUGAUGGAAUUACAGGACUCUAUUUCUUAUCUGGAGCAAUGCAUGACCGGUUACUCAGUGUGUGGCAGGUGAGAUCAGACAGGAAAGAAAAGAAUGCUGUGAUGAGUUUCACAGUAACAGAUGAACCAAUCCAUAUUGACUUGACGAUAUCAGAAAGCAAAGAACAGCCAGUGAAGAUAGCAGUGGUAUGCAGAGAUGGACAGUUGCAUUUAUUUGAGCAAGUCUUGAAUGGCUAUUGCAAAAAGCCCUUGACAUCCAAAUGUACAAUCCAGAUAGCAACACCUGGAGAAGAAAGUGAUUCUACACCAAAGCCAGUCCCUAUCCUAGCAGCUGCAUUUUGUUCAGAUAAAGAAUCAUUGCUACUUGUGUAUGGGAAUUCCUUACAGCCUGUUAUUGAGAAAGUGUCUUUGAAUACUACAGAAACACAUAUCUGCUUAAUAAGGGACAUUCAGAAGACCUUGACCCUGAAAAGAGAAAUGGCUGUAACAAAGGUGAAAACUCCUGUAAUCAACUCAGAGGUCAAAACGUUAGUGCCUGGGAUUCCUGGUCAUAGUGCAGCUGUGAAAUCUUCAGUAUGCAGAGAUAAAAAUAAAAGGAAGACAGAUGGCAAAGAGGAGAGUAUUGAAGACCGCCUUAGUGCUAUGGAUAUUGAUGUGAUGAAAGUAAAACAGCCAUCUGGAAGCCUUCCACAGACUGAUAAUUUUGCAGUGCUUUUAGUUCAGGGUUUGGAAAGCAGUGAUCCUGUAAUUUUAAAUAAAGUACUUCAAACCAAGAAAGAAGCAGUAAUAAAGAAAACAGUAGCCAGAAUGCCUGUGUAUGCUGUUAUUCCCCUACUGCGUGAGCUCACAAAAAGGCUGCAAGGUCAUCCAUACAGUGCUUCACAAAUGGUUCGAUGGUUAAAGCCUGUUUUGACUCUGCAUGCAUCCUACCUUUCAACAUUGCCAGAUCUAGCCUCCCAGCUUGGAACAUUAUAUGAGUUAAUGGAAAGCAGAGUAAAAACUUUGCAGAAGCUUUCUCGCUUACAUGGGAAACUAUAUCUUAUUAUCACCCAAGUGGCUGCAUUGGAACAGGCUCAGGAUGUGCCUGACAUUGAUCAGACUGCAAAACUAGUAUAUGAGGAAGAAUCAUCAGAGGAUGGUUCAGAUGAUGAGAUGGUUGCAGACAGAGAUUCAGAUGAAAACUGGGAUGAAGAUGAAGAGAAGGAAGAUGAGGAGAACAAUGAGAGAGAUGAACAGUCAGAUGAUGAGCAAGAGAUGGCAAUAGAAAAAGAAAUCAAUGGAGACUCAGAUUUGGAUCCAGAAAAUGAAAGUGAAGAAGAAUAGCAUACCCUUUAAAGAAAGAAAGCUUGUUGGAGCUGGCUACCAAAAUGUGUCACUUCUGGAUUGCCAUGCUGAAAGCCACUUGCAUCACACAAGGGAGUGGACACUUGAUACUGCAAUAUGUCUAAUGGCAUAUUAGAAAACUGUUUCCAGGCCUGGAGUGUAUAAUGAUGCCAUCCUUCUUGUUCUUCUGUUUUGUAUUUCUAGGGAUCACAGUGAAACAUCUUUCUUCCACAUAGCAAGUAAAUUAACUCUUUUACCUGGACAUUCAUUUUACAGCUCAAGUCUAAUAGCUUAUCAAGCCCCAUUGGGUGACGAUCCUGUUGCAGCUUUGUUUUAUCAGUUCCAAAUUCUGAUGGAUUGAAGACCACUCUAUCUUCUUAACCUCCUUUAGUUAAGUACUUUCCUAGCUGGCAUCUUGCUACAAUUUUUGGAAGAAAAUAAAUAUUUUUGUAAGACUCAAAAACAUUACUUUGAAUUUCUUGAUAGUUCUUCCUCUUUCCUUCACAACCACCACCAUUCUUUCAUAAGAGAAUUAUACAUACCUUAGCAAUGAUACAUUGCAAACCAGGUUUUAAGACUAAACUGACUUUUUUUAUAUGUGUGUGUAAAUCAGUCAUUUUUCAUGUACUUAAAAGAAAAAGACCUGUGCUUGAUCCUAACUUUUUGUUUUAAUUAUGCUUGUAUAUAAGUUUAAUGCUGACCCAGAGAAAGUUCAUCUUUGGAGGGGGAAAAAUAAUGAAAAUUGGGGGCGGGGGGGGAAGAGACUUGUGAAUAAUGUUAAAGAAAACUUAUAAAUUUAUUACGAAUUUUUAAUCUUGGGAAGAAAGGGGUUGCUAUUAGCUCAGUUAAGCUGAAGUGGUAUAAACAGUUUUAAGAGUAAAAUUGAGUAAAGUUUUUGAGCCAUUCACCAGUAUAAUGUACAGUUUAAUUUGUCUAUAAUUGGAGCUGUUGCAAGCUAAUGCUGCUCUCCUUUGUAAAGUGAAUAAAUAUACAUUGUCUUUAUCAAGUA
Molecule: messenger RNA, 3058 nt
Organism: Python bivittatus (Burmese python)
Lineage: Eukaryota; Metazoa; Chordata; Lepidosauria; Squamata; Pythonidae
Gene: WDR43
Product: WD repeat domain 43
Biological process (GO): maturation of SSU-rRNA from tricistronic rRNA transcript (SSU-rRNA, 5.8S rRNA, LSU-rRNA)
Cellular component (GO): nucleolus
Molecular function (GO): protein binding
Source: RefSeq, a predicted model, not a curated record